This is a messenger RNA of Sinocyclocheilus grahami, 1018 nucleotides long. RefSeq names its product protein FAM3C-like. The record is from RefSeq and is a predicted model, not a curated record. Bases 99 to 875 code for a protein of 258 amino acids. The transcript has 11 exons. Lineage: Eukaryota; Metazoa; Chordata; Actinopteri; Cypriniformes; Cyprinidae.
AUUCCUUGUAAGUACUACAUGGACAUAAGAAGGGAAUCGUUCUUCUAAACGAUGGACGUACAGCUGCCGUGAGGAGAGCGGAGCAUAACAAUUCAGUCAUGAUAUACAUGCGAAGAGUUGGUCCCCUUGUGCUACACAAGAGACAGAGAGACAAAAACAAAUUGAAAUUCGUUUUCAUGGUGGCUGCCCUCAUAAUAUCCGUAAGCCUUGUCCUCAAACUCCUGCAGAUGGAUCCUGAAUUAACAUUAUCAGAUUUAGUAGAAAGGUCAGUGGGGGGAGCAGCUUCUUACCAGUUGAAACCUGAUAAUCAUAAAGAUGAUGGUCCUAAAGGCAAAUGUGGUCUCCCAAAACCAUGUCCUGGAAAUGAUUAUACCUUUAAGAUUUACAGUGGUGCAACAAACAUCAUUGGACCACGAAUAUGCUUUGAGGGGAAAAUGAUAAUAGAGAAAGACACACAAGGAAACCGACGAGGAAUUAAUAUUGCUAUUAUCAAUGUUCUUGUUUACUUAUUAAUACAAAAUUCAGAAAAAACGGGUGAACACGUCAACACUGGCAGCUUCAAUAUGUGGAACGGAAAGGUUGAGGAGCUGAUAGAGUUUCUGAAGUCAAUCGAGAAUGGUUCUCUUGUGUUGAUUGCCACUUUUGAUGAUCCAGCCACAAAACUUAAUGAUGAAGCAAGGACACUCAUUGCAGAGCUUGGCAGUUCAUAUAUUUCCCAGUUGAAAUUCAGAGAUAACUGGGUCUUUGUGGGAGGGAAGAAAACCACAACCAAAAUCUCUUUUGAGCAGCACAUAAAGAAUGACAGGGAAACCAAUAAGUACGAAAGCUGGCCAGAAAUUAUCGAGUUGGAAGGUUGCAUACCUCGAAUAGACUGACUUUUCCUACAGUACAAUUUGUUCUGCUAAAUAAUGCUUUUUAAAUCAGGCACCAAGCUGAGCCACAAUGCAUUUCUGAUGUGUUACAUGAUACUUCGGACUGUCCUAAAUACAGAGUAAUUCAUUUUUGUCCAGAGGUUAUC